AUGGCGCUGAGGCUCCCAGGAAUGGGGUCCAUCUUUCUCCUUAGCCUUGGAGUCCUAGUCCUGCUUUUGGCUCUCCCUGCUGAUGCUGGGCUUUCUCAGAAGCAUGUUUCAGACGUCGUUGAUGACAGCAAAGAUAACAUCACCAUUUUCACCCGCAUCUUGGACAGGCUGUUGGAUGGAUACGACAACCGCCUGAGACCUGGACUUGGAGACAGUGUAACCGAAGUCAAGACAGACAUUUACGUGACAAGUUUUGGCCCUGUCUCGGACACAGAUAUGGAAUACACUAUUGAUGUCUUUUUCCGGCAAUCCUGGAGAGAUGAAAGGCUGAAGUUUGAUGGUCCCAUGAAAAUACUUCCCCUGAACAACCUGCUGGCCAGUAAGAUCUGGACUCCUGAUACCUUCUUCCACAAUGGGAAGAAAUCUGUUGCCCAUAACAUGACAACACCCAACAAGCUGCUGCGCCUGGUGGACAAUGGCACUCUCCUGUACACCAUGAGGCUAACAAUUCAUGCAGAGUGCCCUAUGCACCUGGAGGACUUCCCAAUGGAUGUGCAUGCUUGCCCGCUGAAAUUCGGCAGCUAUGCCUACACAAAGACAGAGGUGAUUUACACCUGGACACUGGGGAAGGAUAAAUCAGUGGAAGUUGCAAAGGGUGGAUCUCGCCUGAACCAGUAUGACCUGCUGGGCCAUGUUGUUGGGACAGAGAUGGUCCGAUCCAGCACAGGGGAAUAUGUUGUCAUGACCACACACUUCCACCUCAAGAGGAAGAUUGGGUACUUUGUGAUCCAGACCUACCUACCCUGCAUUAUGACCGUCAUCCUGUCCCAGGUGUCCUUCUGGCUUAACAGGGAGUCUGUUCCUGCCCGGACGGUGUUUG
Acanthisitta chloris (rifleman) is the source of this 880-nucleotide messenger RNA. Its product is annotated as gamma-aminobutyric acid receptor subunit alpha-3-like. Gene Ontology annotation, biological process: regulation of postsynaptic membrane potential; nervous system process; gamma-aminobutyric acid signaling pathway. NCBI's taxonomy places the organism in Eukaryota, Metazoa, Chordata, Aves, Passeriformes, Acanthisittidae. The transcript has 7 exons. Gene Ontology annotation, cellular component: postsynapse; synapse; GABA-A receptor complex. The record is from RefSeq and is a predicted model, not a curated record. The annotation marks the transcript as partial. Gene Ontology annotation, molecular function: transmitter-gated monoatomic ion channel activity involved in regulation of postsynaptic membrane potential; benzodiazepine receptor activity; GABA-gated chloride ion channel activity.